Messenger RNA from Mercenaria mercenaria, 2584 nucleotides. RefSeq names its product 28 kDa heat- and acid-stable phosphoprotein-like. Gene Ontology annotation, cellular component: cytosol. NCBI's taxonomy places the organism in Eukaryota, Metazoa, Mollusca, Bivalvia, Venerida, Veneridae. Bases 129 to 665 code for a protein of 178 amino acids. Gene Ontology annotation, molecular function: RNA binding. The record is from RefSeq and is a predicted model, not a curated record. The transcript is spliced from 6 exons.
GGGAGCAGCCCGUAUUUCUCUCAAUAAUAUAAUUUCCAAAUGCGCGUUACGAAGGACAAAAAAUUAAUAAAUAAACCGUCCCUUAGUCACGCAAUUUGUGAAAUAUUGUGUUAGAAAAACCGUUUAAAAUGCCGAGAGGUGGUGGUAGAGCUCCUAAAAAAAACUAUAAAGGCAGAAGUCGUCAUUUCACAGAUGAAGAGACUUUGAAAGAGCAGCUUGAUAAAGAACGAAGGGAAAAACAAUGGAGGAAACAACGAGGUGAUGAUGAUGAUGAGGAGGAGAAGAAGGAAGGUGCUGAAGGCGGUAUUGCUGAGGGGAGCGAAUCAGAAUCUGAUAGUGGCUCUGAUUCUGACUCUGAUAGGCAUAAAGGUGUAUCACAUUUAAUAGCAAUAGAGAAUCCAAAUAGGGCUGUGAAGAAAAAUAAGAAAAUAGAUGCUCUAGAUACUGCACCCAGUGCUGGACCUCAACUCAGUAGGAGAGAAAGAGAGGAACUGGAGAAACAACAGGCCAAGGAGCGGUAUCAAAAGAUGCACAUGGAAGGGAAGACUGAGGAGGCUCGUAGUGAUAUGGCGAGACUAGCUAUUAUACGUAAGCAAAGAGAAGAGGCAGCAAAGAAACGAGAGGAAGAAAGACUAGCUAAAGAAGCAGCGAGCAAGAAAUCUUGAUGUCAUUUUAAUCAUUACUAGUGACUGCAUGACUGUACUUACUGGAUGUGGAUUCUUUACUCAUGAAAAUAUGUGCGCCUCAUAUCUACAUACAUAAUAAAUACAUAAUAUGUAGUCUGUCAUUGUGCCUGUGCAAUUAUGGAACAGUUAUGUAUUUGUACAGAUGGACUGUUCUCUAUUGUUUCAUGCAGAAUAUUUAUAGUUAUAAACCAUGUUCCAGCUUAUUUUACCUUCGCUGAAAGUCUUUUGUGCUGAAUGUCCUUAGUUCUGUUUAAAUUGCACAAUCAAUGAAACUCCAAUGAACUGGAUCUAAAGUGAACUUUUUUUAUCAUUUACAACUACACUGUUAGGAUCAGAUGAAAUGUAAUUUGAACAUAGUACCGGUAAGUCCUUGUGCUUAUGAAAUGGCCUCUAUUUUACACACCAUUAAAUAACAACUGUAUAAAAAUGUAUGCUAAGGGAUGAACCUAUCAGUUAUAAUAAUGGUGUUUAGGUAUUUUAUUGUUACAUGUGUAUCUGUUGAGUAAAAAAAAAAGUAAUUUCAUGUGAUUUGUUGAGGGUAAAGACAACAUUAUGUGUCUUAUUCAGUUUGAUUAAAUUUCCUGUGUUCAACCAGAAAUUGGCUGUAAGAUGUUUGUUAAUUAUCAGAAUCUAGAAGUUGCUUUCUAUUUUUGUACAGUACCAUGUAUUUAACAUUAUUCUAUUUUUUUACAUAUCAAAGACUUGUGUACAUUUUCAUGCAGAAUACAGGCUUAUCUUGAACUCAGUACUUUCUAUAGAAGUGUAAAAGAUGCAGUUUAGUGUUUUAACAUUCAGCAUAUGUAAACAAAAAUAUUAUCAUGUGAUAGGAAUGUUAUUUAUUUGAUUUAUCAGGAAAUUAAAUUCAACAAAAAUGUAAGUGACUGGUAAUUUUGAGAAUUUUAAACAUAAUUUUGUAGCCAUGUCUAAGCCUGAUUUAGCCAGCCUUUGAAAAAUGAAAGUGGACAGAAGUUCUUUGAAGAUAUACAGCACCUUUCAUGAUAUGAGCCGUGCCAUGAGAAAACCAACAUAGUGGGUAUGCGACCAGCAAGGAUCCAGACCAGCCUGCGCAUCUGCGCAGUCUGGUCAGGAUCCAUGCUGUUCGCUUUCAAAGCCUACUGGAAUUAGAGAAACUGUUAGCGAACAGCAUGGAUCCUGACCAGACUGCGCGGAUGCACAGGCUGGUCUGGAUCCAUGCUGGUCGCAUACCCACUAUGUUGGUUUUCCCAUGGCAUGGCUCAUAUAUUCUGUUUUGUAUUGUAUUGCUUCAGGGAUUCAGUCUCACUGCAUACUUCUUCAACAGUUAAAAUAAAUGAUAUGAAGAUGUGUAAAAUAGCAUAAUUUUCAUGUAAUUGUUUUACAUUUCUGUUUCAUUCUUUUCAAUGCAAUUUAAUGAAUUAUUGUUUUCAUAUUUUUUUUACAUUGUUGCAGGUGUUAGAUAUGUUGAGUUCACUUACAGUUUUUAAUAACUUAUAUAGAACAUGAAUGUGCUAUUUGUAUUUGAGCCGCGCCAUGAGAAAACCAACCUAGUGCAUUUGCAAACAGCAUGGAUCCAGACCAGCCUGUGCAUCUGUGCAGUCUGGUCUGGAUCCAUGCUGUUUGCUAUCCAAGCCUAUUCCAAUUAGAGAACCUGUUAGCGAACAGCAUGGAUCCUGACCAGACUGCAGAUGCGCAGGCUGGUCAGGAUCCAUGCUGGUCACAAAUGCACUAUGUUGGUUUUCUCAUAGCGUGGCUCAUUUAUUGAAGCAUCACCUUGCAUUAAUAUUUGGAAGAUUUCACCGCUUCAAACAAGCAGGCUUUACUUAUACAGUUCAACUGUUACAGAACAACACUUGAUUUCAGAAGAAUAUGUAUGAAAUAAAAUUGAAAGUUCUUAUCAACAAUAAACUUAAAUAAAUAUG